Messenger RNA from Conger conger (European conger), 5669 nucleotides. Its product is annotated as collagen alpha-1(I) chain-like. The transcript is spliced from 51 exons. The record is from RefSeq and is a predicted model, not a curated record. NCBI's taxonomy places the organism in Eukaryota, Metazoa, Chordata, Actinopteri, Anguilliformes, Congridae. The coding region runs from base 133 to 4482 and encodes 1449 amino acids. Gene Ontology annotation, molecular function: extracellular matrix structural constituent; protein binding.
UUAGGCAGUAGGGAGUUUCUGCUGGGGUCUGGAUUGGAGAUACAACAGACCGGACCUCUUGUGUAUGAUUGGAGUCUAAAGGACGAGCAUUUUCCCCUUGCCUCAAAGAGUCUACAUGUCUAAUAUUUAGACAUGUUCAGCUUUGUGGAUAUUCGGUUAGCGCUGUUGCUUGCAGCAACAGUACUUUUGGCAAGAGGUCAAGGCGAGGACGACCAGGCAGUCGGCAGCUGUACGUUGGGCGGCCAAUUAUAUAGCGACAAAGAUGUAUGGAAACCAGAGCCCUGCCAAAUCUGCGUGUGCGACAACGGCAACGUCAUGUGCGACGAAGUGAUUUGCGAGGAUACAUCCGACUGUGCCAAUCCAGAAAUUCCCUUCGGAGAAUGCUGCCCAAUUUGCCCAGAUGGGGAAGAUACCCAGGAAACCAUACCGGGAGAAAAGGGCCCACAAGGUCCAAAGGGUGACGCGGGAUUCCCCGGCCCCCCAGGUAAUGAUGGCAUCCCUGGCCAGCCUGGCCUUCCUGGACCCCCUGGCCCCCCCGGACCCAAUGGCCUUGGCGGAAACUUUUCUCCUCAAAUGUCUCACGGUUAUGAAGAGAAAUCUGGCGGUGGAGGGAUGCCCGUCCCUGGCCCCAUGGGCCCAAUGGGUCCCCGUGGCCCCCCCGGACCUGCUGGUUCAAGCGGACCCCAAGGAUUCACUGGACCUCCUGGUGAGCCUGGUGAGGCUGGUUCUGCUGGUCCCAUGGGUCCCCGUGGUGCAGCUGGCCCCCCUGGAAAGAACGGAGAGGAUGGCGAGUCUGGCAAGCCUGGCCGCGGAGGUGAGCGUGGACCUGCUGGGCCUCAGGGCGCCCGUGGAUUCCCCGGAACCCCUGGACUUCCUGGGAUCAAGGGACACAGAGGAUACAGCGGUCUAGAUGGAAGCAAGGGAGACUCCGGACCUGCUGGACCCAAGGGAGAGGCUGGUGCCUCUGGUGAGAACGGAACCCCUGGCGCAAUGGGCCCACGUGGUCUGCCUGGCGAGAGAGGUCGCACUGGUGCUGCUGGUGCUGCUGGUGCCCGUGGUAACGAUGGAGGAGCUGGUGCUGCUGGUCCUCCUGGCCCUACUGGACCUGCUGGUCCUUCUGGAUUCCCUGGUGGCCCUGGAGCUAAGGGAGAUGCCGGUCCCCAGGGAGGCCGUGGUACCGAUGGAGCCCCAGGUGCCCGUGGAGAGGCCGGCAACCCUGGACCCGCUGGUGCCGCCGGCGCCUCUGGCAACUCCGGUCAGGAUGGUGCCGCCGGAUCCAAGGGUAACCCUGGUGCUGCUGGUGUUGCUGGUGCUCCUGGAUUCCCUGGAGCCCGUGGCCCCCCUGGACCUCAGGGCAUUGCUGGUGCACCUGGUCCUAAGGGUAACACUGGUGAGGUUGGUGCUCCCGGGCAUAAGGGAGAGCCUGGUGCAAAGGGAGAGUCUGGUGCUGUUGGAGUUCAGGGCCCACCUGGACCCGCCGGAGAGGAGGGCAAGAGAGGAGCCCGUGGUGAGCCUGGUGGAGCAGGAGCUCGUGGGGCCUCUGGAGAGCGUGGUGCUCCCGGCGGCCGUGGUUUCCCUGGUUCUGAUGGAGCUGGCGGCCCCAAGGGUGCCACUGGUGAGCGUGGUGGACCUGGCCCCGUAGGAGCCAAGGGCAAUACUGGUGAGGCAGGACGCAAUGGAGAGGCUGGCAUGCCAGGAGCCAAGGGCAUGACUGGCAGCCCUGGUAGCCCCGGACCCGAUGGCAAGACUGGUCCCGCUGGAGGUGCUGGACAAGAUGGCCGCCCUGGACCCCCAGGCCAAGCUGGAGCAAGAGGUCAGCCUGGAGUCAUGGGAUUCCCUGGACCCAAGGGCGCUGCUGGCGAGGGAGGCAAGACUGGUGAGAGAGGUCUUAUGGGACCAAGCGGCGGUGUUGGUGCCCCUGGAAAAGAUGGCGAGGUUGGCGCUGCUGGCGCCCCUGGACCUGCUGGACCUUCUGGCGAGCGCGGAGAGCAGGGUAUUGCCGGUCCCGCUGGAUUCCAGGGUCUGCCCGGACCCCAGGGUGCCCCUGGUGAGACUGGCAAGACCGGUGAGCAGGGUGUGGGUGGAGAGGUUGGUGCUGUUGGCCCCGCUGGUGCCAGAGGUGACAGAGGUUUCGCUGGUGAGCGUGGUGCCCCUGGCGCUGCUGGACCUACUGGACCCCGUGGCUCUCCUGGCUCUGCUGGUAACGAUGGUGCUAAGGGUGACGCUGGUGCCUCAGGGGCCCCUGGCGCGCAGGGUGCCCCCGGACUCCAGGGAAUGCCCGGUGAGCGCGGUGCCGGAGGUCUGCCAGGACUGAAGGGCGACAGAGGUGACGCUGGUGCCAAGGGUGCCGGUGGUGCCCCCGGCAAGGAUGGCGUCCGUGGUAUGACUGGCCCCAUUGGUCUCCCUGGUCCCGCUGGUCCUUCUGGCGACAAGGGUGAGUCUGGUCCCUCAGGCCCCUCAGGUCCAACUGGUGCCCGUGGUGCCCCUGGUGAGCGUGGAGAAUCUGGUGCUUCUGGACCUGCCGGCUUUGCUGGUCCCCCUGGUGUUGAUGGACAGCCUGGUGCUAAGGGCGAGGGUGGUGACAAUGGGGCCAAGGGUGAUUCUGGUCUUCCCGGUCCUGCUGGACCUACUGGUGCUCCUGGACCACAGGGUCCCGUUGGUUCCACUGGACCCAAAGGUGCUCGUGGUGCUGCUGGUCCUCCUGGUGCUACCGGUUUCCCUGGUAACGUUGGCAGAGUUGGCCCCCCUGGCCCCGCUGGUAACAGCGGCCCCCCUGGCCCCCCCGGACCCGGUGGAAAAGAGGGACAGAAGGGUAACCGUGGUGACACAGGCCCUGCUGGUCGCACUGGAGAGAUUGGGCCCGCUGGAGCUCCAGGACCCUCCGGAGAGAAGGGUGCCCCUGGUGGUGACGGUCCCUCUGGAACUCCCGGUAUUCCUGGGCCUCAAGGUAUUGCUGGAUCUCGUGGUAUUGUGGGUCUGGCUGGACAGAGAGGCGAGCGUGGUUUCCCUGGUCUCCCCGGCCCAUCUGGAGAGUCUGGCAAACCAGGACCUGGUGGCCCCUCUGGAGAGCGUGGCCCCAACGGCCCCAUGGGACCCUCUGGACUGGCUGGUGCUCCUGGUGAAUCUGGACGUGAGGGUGCCCCUGGUAACGAGGGAGCUGCUGGGCGUGAUGGUCCCGCUGGAGCCAAGGGUGACCGUGGUGAGUCUGGUUCUGCUGGUGCUCCUGGUGCCCCUGGACCCCCUGGUGCUCCUGGUCCCGUUGGCCCUGCUGGCAAAUCUGGCGACCGUGGAGAGACUGGCCCUGCUGGUCCCGCUGGAUCUGCUGGCCCUGCUGGUCCCCGUGGUCCCACUGGUGCUGUUGGUGCCCGUGGUGACAAGGGAGAGGCUGGUGAAGCUGGAGAGAGAGGCCUGAAGGGACACAGAGGAUUCACUGGCAUGCAGGGUCUCCCCGGACCCUCUGGUCAAACAGGAGAGACUGGACCCGCCGGACCUGCUGGCCCUGCUGGACCCAGAGGACCUGCUGGCUCUGCUGGAUCCUCUGGUAAGGACGGUAUGAGUGGCCUGCCCGGCCCCAUCGGACCCCCUGGACCCCGUGGUCGCACUGGAGAAAUCGGACCCGCUGGUCCCCCCGGACCUCCCGGACCCCCUGGACCUCCCGGACCCCCCGGCGGCGGAUUCGACAUGGGCUUCAUCUCCCAGCCCGCCCAGGAGAAGGCCCCCGAUCCCUACCGCCACUACCGCGCCGACGACGCCAACGUUCGCGACCGCGACCUGGAGGUGGACACCACCCUCAAGUCCUUGAGCCAGCAGAUCGAGAACAUCCGCAGCCCCGAGGGCACCAAGAAGAACCCCGCCCGCACCUGCCGCGACCUGAAAAUGUGCCACCCAGACUGGAAGAGCGGAGAGUACUGGAUUGACCCCGACCAGGGCUGCACCCAGGACGCCAUCAAGGUCUACUGCAACAUGGAGACCGGCGAGACGUGCGUGUACCCAACUGAGGCCGACAUUCCCAAGAAGAGCUGGUACACCAGCAAGAACAUCAAGGAGAAGAAGCACGUCUGGUUCGGCGAGACAAUGAGCGACGGCUUCCAGUUCGAGUAUGGCGGCGAGGGUGCCAAGCCUGAAGACGUCAACAUUCAGCUGACCUUCCUGCGCCUCAUGUCUACUGAGGCGUCCCAGAACAUCACAUACCACUGCAAGAACAGCAUCGCCUACAUGGACCAGCAGGCCGGCAACCUGAAGAAGGCCAUCCUCCUGCAGGGCUCCAACGAGAUCGAGAUCAGAGCCGAGGGCAACAGCCGCUUCACGUACAGCGUCACCGAGGAUGGCUGCACGUCACACACUGGCGCGUGGGGCAAGACAGUCAUCGACUACAAGACGACGAAAACAUCUCGCCUGCCCAUUAUUGACAUCGCUCCUAUGGACGUUGGUGCACCCAAUCAGGAAUUUGGCAUUGAAGUUGGCCCAGUCUGCUUCUUGUAAAAAAGAAAUCUGGACUUGAAUUGUUUUUUUUCUAGCAGUCAUCUCUCUAAAACCUUUUCUAUGCAUUAAAAAAAACCUAAAGUUUCAUUCGGCCGCAAAAUGAUCCACUUGCUUAAAACUACAUUUCUGAAGACGAUGUCUGUGUGCGAUCUUUCUGGGCCACUAAUCAACACCUUCAUCAAGGACACUUUAAAAGAACCGUUUGUUUCACUUGCAACAAGAAAAUAAUAUAUACUUGUAAAGUGUAAAAUCCCUCUGGCGUUUGAAAAAAAAAAAGAAGCCCAUAAUGAAUACAGGUGACGUUUGCCAUUUUUUACCACUGUGGAAGGACAAUGAAAAAAAACCAACUGCUUUGUACCGUUUUCAGGUGUUAAAUAAAUUUUAAAAAUGACAGUGAAGUGUCUUGUUGUUCUACCCACGAGGAAAGCAACUAGCGGGACAAUCGUUGUUCUUAAAAGUCACAUAAUUACGAGCCGAGACAGAGGAUCAACCUCAUUUUGAAAUCUUAUGGCUACCUCAGAAAAUUAAUCCAUGUUACGCAGAGUGUUAGCAAAUACCAGAAUAGGUUUUUUACACGGUACAAGUAUCGUGGGGAAAGCAUGCAACAGCUGUAAACGGUGCUAAUUCUUCAUGAGGUCCGUCAGUGUUUAAUGAAACUCAUCUUUUGACAUUAUUUUCACUGAUGCUAAGAGGAUCUUUGGUGCUAAAUUAAUAAAAUAUCUUGUGUCAAAGCAGAACAAAUGUUUUCUUAAUAAAGUGUUGUUUGAAACCUCUACAGUGGAGUUUUACAGAGAAUUACUGUAGAUAUGAUUCAUACAACCUUGUCUGAUGUAGAUUAAACAGGUGGAUUUGUUCAGAGUUUCACAUUUGUUUUUGUUUCACAUUUUCAUCCCACCCACCACUUUUUUUGUUUUUUUAUUCCCCCUUUUGUUGUCCGCACUUGUUCUAGAAGCGCCUCUCGCAUCCCUUGGUUUUUGUUUGUUUGUUAUUUUUCUUUCUUCAUCAGAAGGGUUUUUAAAAAAUUCGAAACCGGGUUUUAAAAAAUGGAAAAGACUUAGAAACCGCCCUUAGAAGCAGACACACUUUGGGGGAAUACCGGAGGAUCUGUACCUAUUUUGUAUGUGUAUAAUAAUUUGAGAUGUUUUUAAUUAUUUUGAAUGCUGAAAUAAAGCAUGUUAAGUGUUCUA